Molecule: messenger RNA, 489 nt
Organism: Microthlaspi erraticum
Lineage: Eukaryota; Viridiplantae; Streptophyta; Magnoliopsida; Brassicales; Brassicaceae
Source: the annotation of a GenBank genome assembly
AUGAGAGGUAGGCUUGCAACUCGAGAUCGGUUGCUAUCUUGGGGUCUAAAUGUUCCGGUGAAUUGUCUCCUAUGUAAUGCUAUCCCGGAAUCAGCAAACCACUUGCUCACUGAAUGUGUUUUCUCUUCUGAGAUUUGGAGUAGACUCUUUCACCAUCAGAUUUUCACUCUUCCCACCUUAAUCGAUGAGAUUGUUUUGUGGUGCUACUCCAUCUCUGGAAACAGUAAGCUAAACACCAUCUCUAUGCUGCUUGUUCAUGCGACGGUCUAUUUCUUAUGGAAGGAGCGGAAUGCAAGACUUCACUCCUCUGUGGCAAAAACGACUGAUGCCAUUAUUAAGGAAAUCCAUCUUCUCAUAAGAGCUAAGCUUUUUGGUUUGGAUAGAUCCUUGCUAAAUCAGACCAGAUUAGCGACCUCGUCAUCUUCAUCUUCGGCUCUUAGUCAACAAGACUCCUUCCUGUCCAAUUGGUUCGCCUACUUCCAAGUUUAA